Molecule: messenger RNA, 1386 nt
Organism: Eucalyptus grandis
Lineage: Eukaryota; Viridiplantae; Streptophyta; Magnoliopsida; Myrtales; Myrtaceae
Product: F-box/LRR-repeat protein At3g26922
Exons: 3
Coding region: 1-1386 (461 amino acids)
Molecular function (GO): protein binding
Source: RefSeq, a predicted model, not a curated record
AUGGAUGCAACUUCUCCAGCUGGGGAAGCUAAAUGUCGAAAGAGGAAUGAGAACACGGAUAUUAGUUGCUGCAAGAAAUUGUGUGAUCUACCUGAUGCGCUGCUUCUGCGCAUCUUGGAAUUGCUUCCUAUGGAAUAUGCUGUGAGAACGAGCGUGUUGUCGAGAAGGUGGGAGUUCCUGUGGACUUCUAUUCCUAAUCUUCUCUUCGAUGAAACUGAAUUCCCUAACCAGACACUCUUCAUGAAUUUCGUGGAAAGAGCACUUGUAUGUCGAGACUGCUCCUCUAUGAAUGCUUUCUCUCUCUCGUGCAGUGUGCAAUCUGAUGCGGCCCGCAUCAAUGCGUGGAUUGCUGCCGCGGUCAGGUGCAAUGUGCAGAAGCUGGAGCUACAACUAUAUGAUAUUGAACAGCCUUACGUGUUACCUUGCUGCCUGUUUAGGUGCAAGACACUGACAGAAUUCGAUCUCGAUAUGCCAAUUAAUCUCAGAAUUCCUUCUUUGGUUUGUUUUAGGAGUAUAAAGGUCUUAAGACUUGAGCAAGUCAAUUUUGUGGACAAUGAUUGUACUGGAGAGUUGUUUUCAGGCCCAGCCCUACAGGAGUUGCGUCUCACAAGGUGCAGCUGGACAGCUCUCAAAGUGCUUAAAAUUUCCGCUCCUAAUCUCUGGCGCCUGAAUAUAAGUGUAUGUGAUGAGUAUGAUGGAAGAAAUUGCCAAGUACUGAUCAAUGGAGCCAGACUCACGCGCUUCCACUAUUGUGGCGAGCUCUUCUGUGACUAUGACAUAUCUGGCUUAGAUUUGCUAGUUAAGGCUUACAUUAAUGUGGAUAUGGGCAGUCAACAAACGGUAGACCAAAUACACCGUGGAUAUAAGCUCUUAAGGAAACUUUCUAAUGUCAAAAAGCUGACCUUACUGGGCGAAGUUGUCAAGGAUUUGGAUGAGCACAAUGAGCUCCGUAACACUCUACCAGCUUUUCGUAACCUCACGGACUUGAAAGUUUGGGAUGGACAUGGGGGCCUAGAGUGUAGACAACUCGGAGUGAUACUUAGAAGAUCUCCUUGUUUGAGGAGUCUUGAGUUUCAAGAGGUGAUUUAUUACUGUACGUUUUCCUGUAGAAUGGAUGUGUUUUCUCAAACAUUUGACGGGAUAUUGGACCCUAUGCCUCCUUGUUUCUUAUCAUCCCUCAAGAAAAUCACCAUUUGCUUUUUUUAUGCAACUGAUGCGGAGAUCUCAGCUGUUAGGGUUUUGCUUAGGACGGCUAAAGCUUUGGAAGAAUUAGUUAUUCAUUGUGACGAGAGUUGUUCUGAAGAUGCUGUUGGAGACUUGAGGCACUUGGUGGAGAUGUCAAACUUGACUGGUUCAUGCCACGCGAUUCGUCUAAUUAUUAAAUAG